UUCAUAAUUGGAUAAUCUCGUUUCGGUCGCUGUUCGUGACUGGCAAAAAUUGGGAUUGAGACCUAAAAAUAAUUGAUUUAAUUGUAUAUUUAAAGACUAUUUGUUGAAUUAUUUUGUGCCAAAAUCAAAGGAGGCCAACACCAUGCAGGGAAUGCAUGAGACCGUCCCGAGUUAUCAUCCGGUGGAACAACAGAGAUUCAAUCCAUACACAUUUAAUGGAGGGACCAUUAUGGCUAUGGCCGGUGAUGACUAUGCAAUCAUUGCUUCAGAUACAAGGCUCAGUGAAGGUUUCUCUAUACACACCAGGGAUAGUCCAAAGACCUAUCAAUUAACUGAUGGUACUGUUUUAGGAUGUGCUGGUUUCCAUGGUGAUGUUCUAACAUUGACAAAAGUUCUUGGUGCAAGACUGAAGAUGUACGAGCAUGAGCACCAUAAGAAGAUGUCUACCACAGCAAUAGCAGCGAUGCUUUCAACGAUACUGUACUAUAGGCGAUUCUUUCCAUAUUACACCUACAACAUUCUAGCGGGGCUUGAUGAGCAAGGUAAAGGUUGUGUUUAUAGUUUCGACCCAGUAGGCUCAUAUGAACGAGAGACUUACAGGGCCGCAGGUUCAUCUAGCGCCCUCUUACAGCCGCUUCUAGACAACCAGAUCGGGGGCAAGAACCAGGAAGGCUGGGUGAAGGAGCCAAUUUCGCUGGAGAAGGCCGUCGCUCUAGUAAAAGAUGUCUUCAUCUCGGCAGCAGAGCGCGACAUCUACACUGGCGACGGGAUUGUACUUCAUGUUCUUACAAAAGACGGCUGCAAGGAGGAGAGGUUCCCUCUAAGGCGGGAUUGAUCUAUUUUCCUUUCUCUUUGUAAUUACAUGUAUCUUGUUUGUACAGUGUAAAUUUCUCAGCAUACUACAUGUUUUGACUCGUACAGAAUGUAGAAAAUUUCACAUGGUGGGGGGGUGAUCAGAGAGAGAUCAGAAUGUUAUAGUAGGGGUAUUCCUGUGAUUUUAUUCCCAAAAUUUGAAUAACUUUUGUCAAUUUGGUAUUCAUGGUGAGUUGUGCAUGAAAUCUGAUUUUAUAGGAAGUGCUCACCCUAAAGAAUCAGGUAAUGGGAAUGGGAGGAGCUAUACAGGCUGCACUGAGAUCCAUAUCACCUGUCACCCUCCAUGAUUUCCAAUACCGGACUACAGUAAAACUGGGCUUACCCUGUACAAAGUAUAUGGGGCUUUGCAAAAUCAUUGUAAUUAAGAGCCAUGAUAUUGUUUUAUCUAUCCUAAAAAUAACAGAAGAAGGACCUAGUCCUAGCAAUCGUGACAUCAAUGUAAACUUGUAUAGGCCUACUGGUAAACAUCUUGGUGAUUUGUAUUAUUGAUUUUGAAAAUAUCUUCACAAAGGCUUCACACUAACUUUUUUACAUGGUGGCCCGAUUAGUCCACCAAAAUCAUUAAUUUUAUAUUUUUGGUGGCCCUCAAGCAAAUUUGGUUGCCCCAUAGCCAAAGAAAGCAUUAAAAUUCAUCAAGACUGGUAGCCCAAUAAGACCACCGAGUGUGGGUUUUUACAGAAUUUUGGUGGCCAGACUUUUUUGGUUGCCCUUGCCACUGCUGAUGUCAAGCCCUGUCUUCACUUUGUAAUGCCAUCUGAAAUGUGUACAGGUAGGUUACUUAGUACAUGUACCUUGGCAUUUUUCUAGUUCUGUAAUCUUUUCUUUGUUUAUGUUUGCCUUAGGUUUUGGUAAAUGAAAUACCUUUCAAUGGCUUUUCAGUUAAUUAUUUUAAGGCAUUCACAGCCUUGUCCAAGAUUCAAAGACUAAAUGUGAUUCAGCCAUUUAUUCAGUUACAGUUUUAUUCCUUCAGGACCCUGUUUUAUAAAGAGUUACGAUUGAUCUAAUCAACCACAACUAUGGCAAGCCGGUAACGUCAACAUCUAAAAUGCAUGUCUAUUCAAAGUAUUUUCUCCAUUAAUGGUGUUGACUUGUACAUUCUUCUUCUAGUCUGGUACAAUCCACCAAUGACGUAUUAUCAUAUUACCUUUUCCCACUGGUGUGUUUAUCUUUGUUUACACACAACAUCGUGCAAAAUUUCCUGUAGGAAAUGUUAUGACAUUGAUGGAUAUCCAUGGCAUUGAUGUUGAUUGGAUCAAUCGCAACUCUUCGUAAGACAGUGCCCAGGCCAGACAGGAAUGGCCCGAGUUUGAAUACAGGACAUCAAGGUUCCGUAACACAAAGGUUAGCGAUUGAUCGUACACUUGAAUUUCACGAUCGAUUGUACAUUGUAUUCUAUGGAAUCAAUCUUAGAAAUAUGUUCUACGAUGAUUGCUUAGCUUUGUGUUACGGGCCCCAGGAUAGCUGUGGUUCCACCAUUCUUUCCCAACAGGCAUAGAGAUGCAGUGUACGUCUCUAUUCUUCAUUAGAAAAUUGUCCUAAUUUUAAUAAAUGUUAAUCAACAUCAGUUUAUUUUAGAUUGAAUACCGAUGUUUAUAAAUGUAAUUGAGAAAACCACCUGGAUGGCCACAUUCUACUCAUUAGGUAAAUUUUGGCAUAAGUUAAUGAAAAGCUUCAUUAAACGACCCCCA
This is a messenger RNA of Lytechinus variegatus (green sea urchin), 2561 nucleotides long. RefSeq names its product proteasome subunit beta type-1-B-like (gene psmb1). NCBI's taxonomy places the organism in Eukaryota, Metazoa, Echinodermata, Echinoidea, Temnopleuroida, Toxopneustidae. The record is from RefSeq and is a predicted model, not a curated record. The coding region runs from base 143 to 835 and encodes 230 amino acids. Gene Ontology annotation, cellular component: proteasome core complex. The transcript is spliced from 6 exons.